CACUCAGAGCCGUCUCCUCCAUCCCUCUCAUUCCUUCAUCCCUGUUCCGAUUUCGUCAUGAGUAAGCUUCAAAGUGAGGCAUUGAGGGAGGCCAUCUCCCAGAUCAAGACUAAUGCGGAGACCAAGAAGAGGAAGUUCACUGAGACUGUGGAGUUGCAGAUUGGUCUGAAGAACUAUGACCCACAAAAGGACAAGCGUUUCAGCGGUUCCGUCAGGCUUCCCCACAUUCCUCGCCCCAAGAUGAGGGUUUGUAUGCUUGGAGAUGCCCAGCAUGUCGAAGAGGCUGAGAAGAUGGGAUUGGCCUACAUGGAUGUGGAAUCCCUGAAGAAGCUUAACAAGAACAAGAAGCUUGUCAAGAAGCUUGCAAAGAAGUAUCAUGCUUUUUUGGCUUCUGAGGCUGUCAUCAAGCAAAUUCCUCGUCUUUUGGGCCCUGGACUCAACAAGGCAGGUAAGUUCCCAACUCUUGUGAGUCACCAGGAAUCUCUGGAGGCAAAGCUUAAUGAAACCAAGGCCAUGGUGAAGUUCCAACUCAAGAAGGUUCUUUGUAUGGGUGUUGCUGUCGGGAAUCUUGCCAUGGAGGAGAAGCAGAUAUUCCAGAAUGUGCAACUCAGUGUCAAUUUCUUGGUUUCUCUAUUGAAGAAGAAUUGGCAGAAUGUGAGGUCGUUGAACCUGAAGAGCACCAUGGGCAAAGCAAUUCGAAUCUACUAAGUUCUUACGUUUCAGCAGGAGCUAUUAUGUGGACGAAGAGCAGUAGCAAAACUAUCAUCCUUUUGUUUACUUUAGUUUAAAUUCAUAGCCUAAACUACAAGGUGUACUGUGAUUUUUGUUCAAUUGAAUGCUUAAUUUUGAAGGGAUUCUGUUUGUUCUUCAAU
Molecule: messenger RNA, 872 nt
Organism: Fragaria vesca subsp. vesca
Lineage: Eukaryota; Viridiplantae; Streptophyta; Magnoliopsida; Rosales; Rosaceae
Product: 60S ribosomal protein L10a-2-like
Exons: 5
Coding region: 58-708 (216 amino acids)
Biological process (GO): translation
Cellular component (GO): large ribosomal subunit
Molecular function (GO): structural constituent of ribosome; RNA binding
Source: RefSeq, a predicted model, not a curated record